GGUGACUCAACCUUUGCUAGAGGAGCGUUUAUAGUUGUAUUUUCUGCACAAAUAUGACACUUCAGUGGACAUUCGCAGCUGGUUUUCUUUACGCUGAGAUAGGCGUUCUCCUUUUAUUCUGUUUGCCUUUUAUUUCUCCUAAACGGUAAGAUUUUGCUUUCACGAUUUUCUCACACGGCAUCACAGCUGCAUCAGCUGUAUUCUUUUUGCACUGAAAUGGCUUUGUUUUUAUCUUAUACCUUUUAGAUGGAACCAGAUUUUCAACUCCAGGAUUGUAUCAACGUUAUUUGAAUAUGGAAAUUUCUAUUUCAACGUGGUUGUGAUAGUAAUGGCCCUGUUACUUGCUGGUAAAUUUUGUUUAUACAUUCAAUAGUAAAAUGCGAGUUUGGAAUGAGCUUUGGUCUAGCCAAUCCUAGUUGGAGAUUGUCAAAUAGAGAUUUAUUAAUACUUUUAUAAAUUGAUUCUGAUUGUCGAGAAUCCCUUGUUCGUAAUGUAAUUUUUCAAGUCUUUCUCAAGUUUUUUGAUUCUACAAUAGGUCGCUGAUCUCCAUGGUAAGCUUAAUGAGCUAGCAUGUUUUUGUUUUUCUGCUUUUCAAGUAAACUGUUUAUAACCUCUUGAUGAAUGCAAGAUAUCCAUAUUGAGUACGCAUCGAUCUAAGCUAGUGAAAACUUAAUAAAAAGGGAAAAUAAUCGCGAAUACAGGGUGGUGUUAUGAAUUUUUUGUAGAACUUUGUUUCCGGGAAAGUAAGGAAAGUGUCUUUCACUUUCUACUUUGGAAAUUAAGGGCGAGUCAUCGUGUUCUAUAUUUGGCAAGGAUGUACUUUGUUAAGAAUGUUUAAGGUGAUAACAUUGUUCUUUGAGGUGAUGCAACAUAACAGGUGAGAGUAAAUGUACUAAAUUUUCAAAUGCAUAUUACGGUAUUUUCAUGCUUUGGAAUGGAAUUGAAUUGUUUCCCAUUAUUCUGGCCUUAAUAAGUUUAAAGUGCCAUCCCAGUGGAGGAUCAAAACAAUUCACAAUUAUGCAAACAUUUUUUUGGUAUUUUACUCUUUGAAAUUUUAUAUGGCCAUUACAAAAAACAUUCUAGAAAUGCUUGGGAAUAUUUAUUUACUAAAAUAAUACUUGCGAGCUGGGCAAAUAUCUAAACAAGUAAUUACUAAUUACUAUUAAUUACUUACUUGUUAAGACUUAACUUAAAUAAUUAUUAUUUAAGGUGGUUGAACACAGUUUUGGCAGUUUGUGAGCGUAUGUCAUUUGCCAAAUCAUGACAAGAGAAAGGUUGCAGCUCACAAGCUGAAACUUGGCAAUUGAAAAAUAUACUGAUGAAAGAUUUUGAUUGACAGGUAAAAUGUGAUGUUUUUGUAGUUUCCAUGGCAACAUGAAUGACUGAAUACAACCUUAAAAUUUCACUUUUGCUCACUUUACAUAAAAUUCAAUCAUUAGAUUUUCCUAAACUUGCUCACAGCUUACUAUUAAUCAUUACAAUUUGAAACUUAUUUGGCCAAAUUUUAACAGAGGGGUUUUUAGAUAAUCAGUAAUACAAUAAUUGUACUGUAAUUGUUAAAUGUGUCACAAAAUUGGUCUGUUUAACUUCCAUUUUAAAUUACUCAUUAUAUAAAAUAAUUAAAAGUAAAAAUUCUGUUAAAUGUCACAAAAUUUUAAUGAGUAGAUUUUGAGAAAUCGUCUUCUGUGUACUAUUUUUUGUUUUUUUUAUUUCAUUUNGUAAGGAAAGUCUCUUUCACUUUCUACUUUGGAAAUUAAGGGCGAGUCAUCGUGUUCUAUAUUUGGCAAGGAUGUACUUUGUUAAGAAUGUUUAAGGUGAUAACAUUGUUCUUUGAGGUGAUGCAACAUAACAGGUGAGAGUAAAUGUACUAAAUUUUCAAAUGCAUAUUACGGUAUUUUCAUGCUUUGGAAUGGAAUUGAAUUGUUUCCCAUUAUUCUGGCCUUAAUAAGUUUAAAGUGCCAUCCCAGUGGAGGAUCAAAACAAUUCACAAUUAUGCAAACAUUUUUUUGGUAUUUUACUCUUUGAAAUUUUAUAUGGCCAUUACAAAAAACAUUCUAGAAAUGCUUGGGAAUAUUUAUUUACUAAAAUAAUACUUGCGAGCUGGGCAAAUAUCUAAACAAGUAAUUACUAAUUACUAUUAAUUACUUACUUGUUAAGACUUAACUUAAAUAAUUAUUAUUUAAGGUGGUUGAACACAGUUUUGGCAGUUUGUGAGUGUAUGUCAUUGGCCAAAUCAUGACAAGAGAAAGGUUGCAGCUCACAAGCUGAAACUUGGCAAUUGAAAAAUAUACUGAUGAAAGAUUUUGAUUGACAGGUAAAAUGUGAUGUUUUUGUAGUUUCCAUGGCAACAUGAAUGACUGAAUACAACCUUAAAAUUUCACUUUUGCUCACUUUACAUAAAAUUCAAUCAUUAGAUUUUCCUAAACUUGCUCACAGCUUACUAUUAAUCAUUACAAUUUGAAACUUAUUUGGCCAAAUUUUAACAGAGGGGUUUUUAGAUAAUCAGUAAUACAAUAAUUGUACUGUAAUUGUUAAAUGUGUCACAAAAUUGGUCUGUUUAACUUCCAUUUUAAAUUACUCAUUAUAUAAAAUAAUUAAAAGUAAAAAUUCUGUUAAAUGUCACAAAAUUUUAAUGAGUAGAUUUUGAGAAAUCGUCUUCUGUGUACUAUUUUUUGUUUUUUUUAUUUCAUUUCAUUUAUUUCAAAGUACAACAGUUACAACAAUUACAGUAAUUAUCACAUAGCAUACAUGCACACACAGACUACACUCUGAAGCACACAUGCAAUUAUACAAUUACUACACAUGAUCAGCCUAUUUAAAGCUAUGUCAUUAUUUUACAAGUGUUUUUUUAAAAAAAGAGGAAACUAAAUAAAGUAGAUUACAAAGUCCACUUGUUCAUGUCCGUCUGUGUACCAGUGUUUUUUAUGCCGCCAUGUUUGUUUGUCUAAUUUAAAACACGCACUGUCAUGCAAGUUACCGCUGACUGCCAGUGAAACUGUGUUCAGCCACCUUAAGUUAAGUCUUUACAAAGCCAGCACCUUCUCCUCAGUUUCUUAAAAACCCUACAGUUGUAAGAGUUAGUCUGGCCCAGGGUUUGAACCAGAUUAUUAUUUAAAUGAAUUUAAAUUUAAUAUUGAUAAUUAGUUUUUAUUUUGAAUUAUUUAAUGUCUACCUUUGCAGAUUCUAUUCGAGAGACAAGGAAAUAUAGCAAAAUUGAAACAACACCCACUGACCUACAAAAUAAUCCCCAAGCUGAAAUGUUGGCUCAUAUGAAACUCUUCCGUGCUCAGCGCAAUCUCUACAUUUCUGGAUUUUCUCUUUUCCUUCUCAUGUAAGUUUGCUAGUGGUCUAAAUGAAUCUCCCUUCCUGCGACUUCAUACAUGUAAAUGUACAAUAACUUGAAAAUAAAUGGAGUGUCAAAAGUUACUUUGUAAUGUGGUGAAACCUGCUUUACCCAUAUAAAGGACAAACCAUUUGCAAUGCACUGCACAGACAUGAGGGUAAAAUAAAAUUUUAAUUUGUUUUUCUUCAAACAUAGCCAAAAAAGUUCAGUAUUGUAGUCAACAGUUUCGAUAUCUGUCAGCCAUCUUAAAAAAGAACCAGGGGUGUCGUUUAAUUAUUAUGCACAUAAUGCAAAGUCACUCUCUCCAAACUGUCAACUACAAUACUGAACAGGGUUUUCAUUACCCCUUUAAACCAUAAGAUCAAAAUUUGAAUUCUCACUUGUUGCUCCUAUUCAUUUCCUACAGAAGUAAUGAGGAGAAGUUGAUAAAAUAUCAUGCAAAUUCAUCUUUUGUGAUCAUAUCAGUAAUUCUCAUGACCACUCUGUUUUACAAAGCAUUGAUAUUACAAGGAGAAAUUUGAUGCUGCUCACUAUUACUGAAUUUUGUUUAAACUUUGAUGGUUUUUUCUUUGCAGAGUGUUGCGCCGUGUCGUGAGGCUUCUUUCUCAUUGCUCAGUUCUUGAAGCUUCUAAUGAGGCCAGUCUGAGGCAGGCUCAGAGUGCUUCUGACCAGUGCAAGCGGCUUAUGGAUGAGAAUGAAGAACUAAAAAAGGUAAUUUGUAAAGUAAAAUCUCAGGGGGAAAAAAUGACAUUAUAAGGAUAGCACAAGUAUUGGUGACCCAGCAGUGUUCACCUUGGCCCACAAAUAUUGUAUUUAAUGGUCAUUUUACCUGAUGGUACUGCUAUUUUACAAGGUCAUAUGCGCCACCUGACAGUCUAGCUGCUUGCAGUACUAGAGCAAAGCAACAACAUUCAUUUCUCAGUUAUUUUAAGACCCUUAGUUUUGUUCCAGCCUGGGAAUUUAAGCUGCGACCUCCCACUUGUGCUAUACUUACUGAGCUAAUCCUGCUUCAGUUAAAGUAACAGAGUAGCCGAAAUCAAUUUUCUCCUCAUGGUAACAACACAUGAUCAAGAGAAAACACUUAAUGAAUUACCAGUAAUAAAAUGAUCAUCAAAGGCAAUCAUCCUUAGCCACACUUGUAAAUAGCCAACUGGUUUGUUUGAGGCCAGUAGUUGGGGUUCUUAUUAACGAUGUUCAUUUUAAAAUAAUGUUUGUUUCUGUUGUUGACGCUCAAAUAAAGUGCCUCUUUUAUGUCUGAGCAGUCCUUGGAAGGCGCCAGAGGGGAAUCUGGAGAAGGUGGUAUAGGCGAAGAUGAAGUGGACAAACUCAACCAAGAGUUGAAGGACAUGAGAGAUUCUCUUGCAGAAAAAUCCAAAAAGCUGACAGAGAGGACUGAAGGUGCAGCUAAGUAUGAUGGUUUUAGCUUCUGGGUCAAAUUCAAAUGUGGAACACAUACUGUGUUGCUCGAAAUUUUUGCAGGUUCUAAUUCUUGCAAUUUUCCCAGCGAUCCGCUGUAAGUUACGGCAAAUAAAAAUUGCCACAAACAUUUUUCCCACAAAAAAUUGACUCCAGAACAAAUAUUCUCUAACUUGAAUUCACUACACAAAAAUACAGGACUAAGAAAUCAUGUCUGUCAAUUACAAGUUGCCUCUUUCAUUCAGUAACAAAACAGUAUACUGUGAAUUACUGGUUUUAUAUAGGGUAUUGUUUGAAAAUAUGUAUUUCUAUGGCACGUAUUGAACAAAAACGAAAAUAUUAUUAAUGCUUCAAUGCUGGGUACUGGGUAACUUUCUAAAAAUUGCAAAAAUAAUUUCCGUCAAGAUAAACCAAUCUAUCCUAAUGGCAAAAAUUAGUUCCCGUAAAACACAAAAAAUCGCAAAUCCGCAAAAAUGAACUGCAGCAACAAUUUUGUGCCACACGGUACAUGUAAACUUUUUCAUAAUAUGAAAAUAGAUGUAAUCUGUCACUGUAAGAACUGUACAUUUAUUUUAACCAAAGAUGAGACCGUUGAUACCAUAAAAACUUGUCAGUCUUAACUUUUUCUGUUAGCAUCAGUUUAUUGAUCAAGAUUAUCUACUGAACAAGGUCUUCCCCAUGACAUGUACAUAAUAAAUCAACGACCUGUUACUUGCAUUCAGUGGUUUGCUGUUCUAGCACUUUUCUUUUCAGUGUCUCAAUUUCCAAGUUUGAAUGCAAUUAUGUAUAGCUAUACAUGUGUAUGAGUGUGACCAAGAGAUGGACAACGGUAGUGAAAAUGAUAUAUGGUCUGUUUUUGCAUGUUAGGUAGUAAACCCAAGAACAAUGAGUCAGAAAGCAACACUUCUGAUCAUCUACUGAAGUGUGAUCUCUAUUUAGGUUUUUAAAAGAAUAUUUGCUAUUCCACCUUUAAAUACAGAGCUUGAGAAGACAAAGAAAGAUUUGGCAGCAUUAAAAGAGCAAGCUGCUGGACUAACAAGAGAGUAUGACAGGCUUUUGGAUGAGCAUUCUAAAGCACAGGUAGGCAAUGUAUAGUAGAGAGGGGAGACACAAUAACAUGCUGUCGGUAGGGGAAGGUCUGCUCAGUCUGCCUUGAAGCUGAAGACUGCUAGUGAGUUUGACAGCUUUUGGAUGAGUACCCUAAAUAAAGCACAGGUGGGUAAGGAGGGAGGGAGGGAGGAAGGGAGGGAAGGGGUAUGAUAACACACGUACAGGAGGGGAGGAGAGGGUCGGUUUGCCAUGAUGGAGCUAGCUGCUGGACUACAUGUAACAAGAGAGUAUAACAGGCUUUUGGAUGGACACUCUAAAGUAAAAGUGGGUAGGGAGGGAGGGGACAUUUGUUAUAAUACACUAAUAGGAUGAAAGGGGAAAGUAGUACACAAAAUGUUUUGUGGGGGGCCUGCUAUAAAGGCCACAUUUAAUUUGAGGGCACAAUUGGCAUUCAGUAAAAACAGCUAAAUUCUCUCCUCGUCAAAGUUUGUUGUGAUGACUUGACCAUCAGUUUUUAUUGAGUUGUGAGCUCUAUUUGUUAAUUUUUUUCUUUCUUUCUUUUUUUUUUUUCAAAGGCACAGUUGGAAAAAGAUGAGACCCAAACUAAAGAAGACAAGAAAGACAACUGAGAUGGUUGGGUGUAUGGCCAGAGAUUGGCCAGGGAUCACUAAACCAACAAACUGCCGAUUCUAAUAUAGUUUACAAGAUCUAGUCUUGUAACACACUGGGGAAUUUUUAUGUUUGAAGAUCAGUGAGCAAUAAUCCAUGUGUUAUCCACCUGUGUAAAUUAAAAACAGAGUUCAAAAGGAUUUAAACUUCUAAAUAAAUAGCUACUACACAAAUACAAAGAAAACAGUUAAGUAAAUGUAUUGAGAAAAUAUGAUUUGUAACCAUGAUCACCGACAAUAAAAACCAAGUUUUGUUUUGAGGUCAUAAUUAUACUCUUAUAAACUUAGGCAUUUAUGGGUUAUAUUCCCAUGUGAACAAUUUAAGGAAUCAUGUCAAUGGACGUUUUUGUAAAAAAAAAAACAUGUUCUCGAAAUUGGAUAAGUUUGUAAAGGAAUAAAGUG
Porites evermanni is the source of this 6879-nucleotide messenger RNA. Lineage: Eukaryota; Metazoa; Cnidaria; Anthozoa; Scleractinia; Poritidae. The record is from the annotation of a GenBank genome assembly.